Brachypodium distachyon (stiff brome) is the source of this 1296-nucleotide messenger RNA. Its product is annotated as protein MIZU-KUSSEI 1. The record is from RefSeq and is a predicted model, not a curated record. NCBI's taxonomy places the organism in Eukaryota, Viridiplantae, Streptophyta, Magnoliopsida, Poales, Poaceae. The coding region runs from base 365 to 1180 and encodes 271 amino acids. Gene Ontology annotation, biological process: hydrotropism. The transcript is spliced from 2 exons.
AUCAUCGCUGCCUUCCUUAAAAUCGUUAUUACCAGCGUUUGGUACGCGUAGGUCCGCCUGCUCUGCCCACCGCCCUCUCUCUCCGGUCUCUCUCCCUCCGGCGUGUUAUUUACGUGCCCUGCCGAGUAUCUACGCAGGGCAGGACUCCAGGCUCCAGCUAGCCGGUGUCCCCAGCUCUGCCUGCCAAAAGCACAGCCUGCACCAACAAAUUCUUCUGCCACCAAAGCUGCCACACUCUGUCUCUCCUUUGAAUUUUUACACACACGCACUUUCUCUCCGCACACGAGCUUUAAUGGUUUGAUAUAUUGCAGUUUGCUAUCUUGCAACAUUGUGCACGCUGAGGAGUGUGAUCGAGGCUGCUGUCAUGGCAGGAGCCUUCCACGCAGCCUCGCCGCUCCCAUGGUCUUCCACGAGUGGCGGCAUGGGCAUCCCGUGGCUGCUCAGGAAGCGCGCGAGCAAAGGUGGCCAGCCGCUGAGCGCGCAGCAGGAACCGGACGAGGAUGAGGGCGUCAGCAUCUUCGGCGUGGGCGUCUCCACGCCAUCUUCAGGAACCCCGGCCCAGCCGUCCGGCGCCAGGAAGCGCGGCGAAGAGGCGCUCGCGCGGCUCCGUUCGGCAGUCCUGUCCGUGGUUGCGCGUGCGCGGCGUGGGCGCAGGGCGACGACGGCGAUGGGAUCGAGCGUGACCGGAACCAUCUUCGGCCGGCGCCGGGGACGCGUGCACGUGGCGCUGCAGACGGGCCCGCGGACGCCGCCGGCGCUCAUCGUGGAGCUCUCCUCCUACUCCACCGGCGCGCUCGUCCGGGAGAUGUCCUCGGGCCUCGUCCGCAUCGCGCUCGAGUGCCCCAAGACGGCCCCCACGCACACGAGCGGCGGCGAGAGGCGGCGGAAGACGGCGCUGGUGGAGGAGCCGACGUGGCGCGCGUACUGCAACGGGCGCAAGUGCGGGUACGCCGUGCGGAGGGAGUGCGGCGCGGAGGAGUGGCGGGUGCUGCGAGCCGUGGAGCCCGUCUCCGUGGGCGCUGGCGUUCUGCCCUCGGACGCCGGCGCCGAUGGGGACAUGAUGUACAUGAGGGCAAGGUUCGAGAGAGUGGUGGGGUCAAGGGACUCGGAGGCCUUCUACAUGAUCAACCCCGACGGCAACGCUGGGCCCGAGCUCAGCAUCUACCUCCUCAGAGUCUGACCCGGCGUGGCUUUGCUAUAUCCUCCUCCUAUGUUUGCAUGUAUGGUUUUUCGUAUAAAAACGAUAGCUCGUCGAUGUUAUUAAGUUACAAUAAUAAUCUUGCUGACUUUAUUUUU